AGCGGCUGGGCCGGGACGGGUCAAGCCACUCGAGACGCGGCGGCGGGGAACGACGUCGACGUCGACGACAGACAUCGAGGAUCAUCGACUUCGAUUUCCAACUUCCUUGUCUGUCGACGACUACUACCAACCAAGUCAACCUUCUUCAUCGUCAGGUGUCAGGAGUAGCUUCAGAAUCACCAUCACAAGGCCUGCUCAUCGGGCCACUCUCUUGAAGACCUUCUACUUCCCCGCCACGUCAGUCUACAUUGCCCACCUACUCGCCUCGCAUUUGAUACCCACCAGCGCGUCACACGCCACCAGUCGUCAUCAUGUCAUUUCAAAACAUGGGCAAGUCUGCCAUGAGGGUCGGCAAGAACUACGUCAAGGGCUACACAGACGUACAGGUCAAGGUGCGAGAGGCGACGUCCAAUGACCCGUGGGGACCCAGUGGCACGCAGAUGAAUGAGCUCGCUCAGUUGAGCUACAAUCAGAAUGACUUUAUCGAAAUGAUGGAGAUCAUGGACAAGCGACUCAAUGACAAGGGCAAGAACUGGCGUCACGUCUUCAAGACCUUGACCGUUCUCGACUACCUGCUUCACGCCGGCAGUGAGAAUGUCGUCAUCUACUUUAGAGACAACAUUUACGUCGUCAAGACGCUGCGCGAGUUUCAAUACGUCGACGAGGCGGGCAAGGACCAGGGAGGCAAUGUCAGGCAAAAGGCAAAGGACAUCACCAAUCUCUUGAUGGACGAGGCACGGUUGAGGGACGAGCGCAGAGGGAGGUCGAACAUGAGGGACCGGAUGCAAGGAUCCAAUAUGCCGCCAUCGGGCAGCUUUGAGGAUGACGAGGGAAAAAGGCGAAGGAGAAUGGAAGAAGAAAGGCGCAAGGCAAGAAGUGCCAACGAAGACGACGAGCUGAGGAGAGCAAUCGAGGAGAGCAAGCGGAUGGCAAAGGAGGAGCAGGACCGCAUUCGCGCAGAGGCGCAGAACGAGGACGAGCUGCAAAAGGCGUUGGCCCUGUCCAAAGCAGAAGAGGAGAAGCGUAUCAAGGAGCUGGAAGCAAAGACGUCCAAUGCUCUCUUCGACGACGACUGGAACAUGCUCUCCAACGCGCCCAACCAAUACGCUCAACCGACAGGGAUGUGGGGCAACGAUCCCAACGCCAUGUACAUGCAGCAGCAGUACACGAGCUACAACCCUUACUUUUACCAACAGCAGCAGAUGCAGGCCGAGCAAGAGGCCGAGUAUCAGCGUCAGAUGCAGCUGCAAAUGGCAGCUCAGCAAUACCAGCAGAUGAUGUCUCAGCAGCCGCAGCAACAGCCUAUUCAGCCUCAGCCUACCGCAUUUGGCAGCAACAACCCCUUCGCAUUCUCUCAGCCUCAGCAGCAGCAGCAGCAGCAGCAGCAGCAACAACAACAAGCGCUGCAGAUACCGCAGAUGCCCGCGUCCUCAUCUGUGCCCAUCGCCGACCUCCUCGGCGGCGAAUCCGAGCCGACGCCCGCACCAGCGCCAGCGCCGGCUGCCGCUCCUGCCCCGUCCCAGCAGCAGCCUCCGCGUACCAAGGUUUCCAUGGACCCGCGCCACGCCGAGCUCAAUCGCCUCUUGGCAUCAGGCGAGGGAAUCGACACGUUUGGCAACUUUGGUGACAUGAGAAUGGGCCAUAGCUCGGCGAGGCAGAAUAUUCCUUCACAAGCCACAGGCAAGCCCAUGAACGGACAGGCAACGGGAAGCAAUCCAUUCUACCGCGGCUAGAGCGUGAGGGUGCGACAAGAGGAAGCGCUGUGCACUUCCCACCCAGGAUCGACUCAGCCAUCCCAUCUCAACCUUGAAUCGCCGGCACACGUAUCCAGCUUGCCGGCCCCUUUCCCUCUGUCAUUGCUCUUCAUUCCCAUCAUUUUCCUGCUCCCCUCCGCUUUCGUCAAUCUCCAUCCAGCCUUUGCACUUUUACCGCCUUUGUCUCCGCUCCUCUCCACCUAUACUCCAAUGCCAUCUACCCUUUUUGCUUCGCUCCUGUGAGCGCCGGGAUGACUGCAGUCGAGGGAUCAGCCGAGAGGCGAGGACAUCAGAGCUUGCUCAGCUUGCUGAUCUCCUUUUGUAGGACGUUGUUCAUCUUGAGGCC
Molecule: messenger RNA, 2100 nt
Organism: Jaminaea rosea
Lineage: Eukaryota; Fungi; Basidiomycota; Exobasidiomycetes; Microstromatales
Product: ENTH-domain-containing protein
Exons: 2
Coding region: 312-1733 (473 amino acids)
Biological process (GO): endocytosis; actin filament organization
Cellular component (GO): endosome; clathrin vesicle coat; plasma membrane
Molecular function (GO): phospholipid binding; clathrin binding
Source: RefSeq, a predicted model, not a curated record